AUGCUAGCUACAGCAAUAGUCGAAGUUCCGUUAUUGAAUGCUUCUGACAGGAUUGUUCUCACGCCCAAAUCUCGAGUCUUCGUUCUCUCAAGAACUGUCCCGGUUGUCUCAGUCGAAGAUGACACUACCGGCACAUCACUGGAAUCUGUCAAUCCAGCUCGUUCAAAAGCGGAAGAGAUCAUCAACAUCGUCGAAACAUAUGGAUCCCAUGAACGCACAACUGCAGCAGGGGAGUGGCUGGGCCGGGCAUCUUUCACUCCACGGGUGGAAACACAUGUCGCAGCCAACCGGGCAAUUCCAAUGGUCUUACCUGCUUUUCCAAUGAAAAGUAAUAACCGAAUGGACAAAGUGCUUGGUGCACUUCCAGACCUGGGUGAAGAACUGGGAUUGGCCAGGUUGGUCAAUCUGUGUCGAGAUAUCAAAGCCGUUUAUGCGCCUGGUGCGAUUGUAGUUAUUGUCACGGAUGGAAUCUGCUAUAAUGACCUGACUGGAAUCCCAGAUGAAGAAGUCUGGGAUUAUGGAAAUCGACUGCGGAAAAUUGCUGUCGAGAAAGGAUACGCUUGUAUUCAGUUCCACCGCAUUAUGAACAUGCUAGAUCUUUAUUCUGGUGCUCAGAUCUCCAAGGAUGAAUAUGUAAAGCUUGCCAACAUGUCGAGAAAUGAGAUUCAUCGGAGAUGCGGACGACCUGGAUUUGACGUUGAUAAGUUCUUGAAGAGCGAUGAGGAUUACUUGCGGACAUACAAUGGAUAUGACAAGUUCAUGAAAGUCGAUCUUAAAUUCAGCCCUGUGACUAAGGACUGUGCCGGUCCGAAGCAAUAUAAAAAGAGAAUAAAAUCAAUUGCCAAGAAAAUGAUAGUUCGCGGCGUGGAGUAUGCGGAGCUUGUGCGCCAGAUCUACCCAGAUUCACUACGGCUGUCGAUUCACCCUUCUUCCGGACAGACGAAGCUAUCCUGCCCUCUGAUUCCGCAGAAGGAUUCAUUCUCAAUGAGUCCAUGGCAUUGUAGUGUUGCGGUGCUGGUGGAUGGGAAGUUCAUCACGGCACACAAGUCUUCUCAUCGGCAGAAAUUUGACCUCAUUGAAAAGAGUGGUCAGCCAUACUUCUUCCGCGAGAGCUCUCCCCUCUUCGAAUGGGAUGCGAUGGUGGACUUUGAACAUUUUUAUGGGCAAAAUUUGGUGGUCCGGGUUCAGAAGAAUUGGGAAGAGCCUUCUGACUCGGACUUGGACAAGUUGGCGCUUUUAGCUAUUCAGCACAGGAGUGUGACAUUCAUGUCUGACUAG
Molecule: messenger RNA, 1278 nt
Organism: Penicillium salamii
Lineage: Eukaryota; Fungi; Ascomycota; Eurotiomycetes; Eurotiales; Aspergillaceae
Source: the annotation of a GenBank genome assembly